AUGGCGGCAGCGGAAAAGGAUGUGGAUGAAGUGGGGUUGAAGGGGGUUGGAAAUGGUGAGGAUGGCGAGGGCGAGGGCGAGGGCGAGGGCGAGGGCGAGGGCGAGGGCGAGGAACGCAAAUCUUGGCAAGAAUGGGACCGUGCAUAG
This is a messenger RNA of Plenodomus lingam JN3, 147 nucleotides long. NCBI's taxonomy places the organism in Eukaryota, Fungi, Ascomycota, Dothideomycetes, Pleosporales, Leptosphaeriaceae. The record is from RefSeq and is a predicted model, not a curated record.